This is a messenger RNA of Orbicella faveolata, 622 nucleotides long. RefSeq lists its product as uncharacterized. The record is from RefSeq and is a predicted model, not a curated record. NCBI's taxonomy places the organism in Eukaryota, Metazoa, Cnidaria, Anthozoa, Scleractinia, Merulinidae.
CGAAACGAGUUCAUACCACACAGACGUGAAGUUCUACUGUUAUAAAUUGUUGAUCGUUUUAACUCUUCAAGCAUGGCACAGUUUGUGUGUUUUACUGUUUUGUUGGUGUUUUGUGGAACAGGGGCCUCACUGGAAACCACUACCAGCCCUCAACAACAAAAUAGCGGCGAUACCAAAGACUUAUGUGAGAAAUCCAUAUCUACACACGGAUUUCCAGGUAUUCCAGGAUCCAAUGGCAUGCCGGGAAUGCCUGGCAUUCCUGGACCGCAAGGACCACAGGGAAGAGAUGGAGUUAAAGGACAGACCGGUGACAAGGGAUCGCAAGGAAUGCUGGGAGAAAAGGGAGAAAAAGGAAAUGAAGGGCCUCGUGGAAAGAGCGGACCACCAGGAAUGAUGGGAAUAAAAGGAGCGCGCGGAACUGUGGGCGAUCAAGGAAUAAAAGGCGAUAAGGGAGAGAAAGGAGAAAGCGUGACAAGUCCUUCUAGUGCAGUGCCACAAACCAACUGGAAACAAUGUGUGUGGAAAGCUAGUGAUAGUCGAGAUAGCGGUAAGAUCAAGGUAAGAGAGAAAUGUUCUGAUUGCCAAUGGUUAUGGGCAAACUGAAAUUACUUUUGUCACCUAA